Staurois parvus is the source of this 429-nucleotide messenger RNA. NCBI's taxonomy places the organism in Eukaryota, Metazoa, Chordata, Amphibia, Anura, Ranidae. The record is from the annotation of a GenBank genome assembly.
CGGCAUCUGUCUUCCGGGUCUUCCGGGACCCUGCUUUCACUAUAUCUGGUCUCCCCGGACCCUGCAUUCACUAUAUCCGCUCUCCCCGGACCCUGCAUUCACUAUAUCUGGUCUCCCCGGACCCUGCAUUCACUAUAUCCAGUCUCCCCGGACCCUGCAUUCACUAUAUCCGCUCUCCCCGGACCCUGCAUUCACUAUAUCUGGUCUCCCCGGACCCUGCAUUCACUAUAUCCAGUCUCCCCGGACCCUGCAUUCACUAUAUCCAGUCUCCCCGGACCCUGCAUUCACUAUAUCUGUCUCCCCCCGGACCCUGCAUUCACUAUAUCUGGUCUCCCCCCGGACCCUGCAUUCACUAUAUCUGGUCUCCCCGAACCCUGCAUUCAAUAUAUCCGCUCUCCCCGGACCCUGCAUUCACUAUAUCCGCUCUCC